Molecule: messenger RNA, 834 nt
Organism: Miscanthus lutarioriparius
Lineage: Eukaryota; Viridiplantae; Streptophyta; Magnoliopsida; Poales; Poaceae
Source: the annotation of a GenBank genome assembly
AUGUCGGUGUCGACUGCGCAGGGCCGGCUGCUUGAGGGCGACGAGGCCACGGCUGCGUCGCCGUUGCCCCAUGCCCGGGCGCCGCCGUCGUCGCGGUACAAGGGCGUGGUGCCGCAGCCCAACGGGCGGUGGGGCGCGCAGAUCUACGAGCGCCACGCGCGCGUCUGGCUCGGCACGUUCGCGGACGAGGCGGCGGCCGCGCGCGCCUACGACGUGGCCGCGCUCCGCUUCCGCGGCCGCGGCGCCGCCGCCAACUUCCCGGGCCCAGCCGACGCGGCCGAGAUGGCGUUCCUCCCCGGGCGGCCCAAGGCCGAGGUCGUCGACAUGCUGCGGAAGCACACCUACGACGACGAGCUCCGGCAGGCGCUGCGGUCCGGCGGCAGCGGCGGUGACCGCUCCUCCCUGGGUCUGGUGGUACUCCCCCGGGUGGCGCUGUUCGAGAAGGCGGUGACGCCGAGCGACGUCGGCCGGCUCAACCGGCUGGUGGUGCCGAAGCUCCACGCCGAGAAGCACUUCCCGCCGCUCCAGGAGGGCGCCUCCGCCGACACGGCGCCGGUGCUGCUCGUCUUCGAGGACGUCGGCGUCGGCGGCGGGAAGGUGUGGCGGUUCCGGGAGAAGGGCCUUGCCGCCGGUGACACCGUCACGUUCUCGCAGGCGGCGAUCACCUACGGGGAGACUAUGGAUGUGAAGCGGCGGAUGUUCAUCGAGUGCAGGAAGCAGAAGAGGAGAGACGGCGGCUGCAGCGGCAACGACGGCGGUGAUUGCCCUGACGGCGGCGAGCGCGUCGUGAGGCUGUUCGGCGCCAACAUUGCCGCUGCGAUUGGAGCUUCAUGA